ACCCCACAUCGUGCUUUUAAAACUCUGCUUUCCAUCGCUCAUGUAUAGUUUCCCUCGAGUGUAUAUUUCAAAGUGUAAAGUCUCUUGUUCCCUUUACUCUUCCAUCCUGUUGAAGCAAGUAUCGCCACGGACGGCUCCUGUCAUCUUCAUUGCUAGCGCAAAAGAUUACCCUCACAUUGUUUGUUUGGGAUAGACCUUCUACUACGGCCCCCUGGUCGUGACACGCAAAAUGGCUGUCGAACCAGGACACCGGUCGAGCUUGCAAGUACUGCAAACUGGCGAUAUAGGCUCAUUUAUGAACCCCAGGAGUUCGACGCCACAACGACCUCUCUCCAACGUAACGGAGAUUUUCGACACUGACUAUGAUGAAGACUACGUCGAGCUCUACGCUGCUGAUUCCCCACGGGGAAGUCUGGCAACAAAGAGUAUCUCAACUGUGUCUACAGAGGAGGUCCAGACUCCCGGUUCCACAGGACUAGAUCAGUUUCAGUUCCACUUUGAUGAAAAGCCCGUCAUGGGCCCGGUCGGGCCACAUCUCUUCCGAUCUUCGCUGGAUGGCUCGGAUAUCAAGUCAUCUUUCGAGGUAGACUUUAUCCUCGAGGACUCCUCCCCAGUCAGCCCUGCCGUUGGUCUUGGGCCGUCUACAUCAGCAGUCGAAGCAGCCCGGAAUCAAAUAUCACUGCGGAAUGAGUAUUCCAGGCAACCCACGAUAUCGCAACCUGCGAUUGAAUCACAUGAAACGGAUGUUGGGAGCUGGACUCCCACAGACGUUGUGAAAUGGCUGCAGGACUCCGACUUCGAUGAGAGCAUUGUUGAAAAGUUCUUCAUCAAUGACAUCUCUGGUGCAAUUCUGCUUGAGCUUCAAGCGGAGGACCUGAAAGAACUAGAGAUCCAUUCAUUCGGUAAGAGACGCCGUCUGAUGAACUCUAUCCAACAGCUCCGAAAUGGCGAGGCCCAGGAAAACAGCGUCUCGCGACAGUCCCCGCCAGAGUCGUCGAGGAGCAGUUCUCAGCCUGCAUCUCACCACUCCUCUACACCUCCACGCCAAGAGUACAACGGUUCCCCGUCGUCGGACGACAAGAAUGCCGACACUCCAACCAGGGAGCGCCGACGAAAGCAUCGUCACCACCGUCGCAACACGGAGGAUGUGCGCCCUGGUGAGUCGGCGUCUAUAGUUGCCAUUGAGCAGUUACUCCCGAAGAUUCACAGCUGCUCUAAGGGCAGAGACUGUCCCAAAUGGCAGAGGCAGCAGCGCAAGCUCGCUCGUCUGGCUCAAGACCUACCUAUUGAGUCUCUCGAGUCUCUCUCUGGCGGCAGCAUCCUCACUGGUGACCCAGGGAAUCCCGCUACAGCACCGAACCUCGUCCGCCAAAGCAAGUCGGAUAUGUCACCGUCUAUUGUCGCAUCGUCCGAUGUGCUUGGGCCUAACACUCCUGAGUUCCAAAUAUCAGAGCAGAAGCUCAGUGAAGUCCAAAAGCGGGAUCCCCAGGAGAAUGUGCGCCAGUUCCUCAACUUUCAGCAUCUGAACCGACUGCAACCAGUCAACAACCCUGCGAGCCCCCCUGAAGAAGCGUUUGCGUCUCCAGUUGCAGACUCGCCAGAUUCCGUCAAGACAAAUGUCACUCUGACUGAGAACCUGCGUAAUCUUCCGAAACUGAGGAUCCCAUCAAUGAACGGAAACCCGGCACCUGGGAGCUUCUCUGCGACGCUCUCAGCACAACGCACUAUUACCCCUUCCGUAUUGCACAAGAGACGUCCAUUCUCACCUCAGGGAGCCACUCCAGUCUCUCAUAACCAACCUACCUAUGGCUCGAUGAUGUCGCCUUCAGAGUACUACCGUCAGGAGUCUGUAUAUCGGCAGGGUACUCCAUUCUCAGAGAUGGACGUCCCCAUCACUGCUGUGCCUAUUGGCCCUAUACCCCGCCAGGAGUCUCAGUCUGUGCCGCCCGACAUGCGUUUCGGCUCUGACUUCAUGCCCAGACAUGAUCCUAUUCAGCGACCAUCGUCAACUAAGGUUGACAACCAUCGCAGGAAUACUUCCCAGAAUGUCCCCACCCUCGACCGUCUGGAUGAAACCGAUGUGUAUGACCCCAUCGAGACCCCAGAAGAUCUCAGCCGUACUCCUCGAGCAACGAAUCAUGGUAGAAGCCCAUUCACAUAUGCUCCACGCAAUGCCAACGAUGUCACCCAUAGCGGCUGGAUGAAGAAGCGCAAGACGACGCGUCUCCUGCGCCACGAGUGGGAAGACCACCACUUCGUACUGAAGGGCACUCAGCUCUCCAUGUAUGCCGAUGAGCGGGCCUCUCGGCGUGACUCCAAAGCCCUAGAGUAUAUCGACGUGGACGACUAUGCUGUUGCUUGCUCCUCGCUUGCAUCCAGCUCCAAGCUGACCGCUGCUUUCAAGAAGACCGUGUUGAAACGUAGGGAAAACACGAUCGAUGAAGCCGCGUUUGCUUUCUCCCUGAUUCCUUCCACCAACAACACUGCCACGGUGGAUCGCAAGGCGAUCUUCACUAACGGCAAAUCUCACCACUUCGCAGUGAAGACAAGAGAUGAGCGGAUCGACUGGAUGCGAGAGCUCAUGCUGGCCAAGGCUCUCAAACGUGGAAAGGAAGACGGUGACUCCAUCCAGGUCAAUGGCAACAAUGUUUGAUUCUUAUUUUUCCUUAUUUACGUUGUUACGACGAUACGAUACCAAUAUACCCUCACGAAUCUCAUUAUAUCUGAUCUGCAACUGAACAUAUUUGUUUUAUCAUUGAUUCCAUAUCUGACACUUUCCAUUACACAGCCACUUAUUUCCGGGUAAAAUUGGGACUGGCGGGCCUCCCUCCCUGAGCGCUCUUUUGGUUUACUACAUAUGUAUUCUUGUAUCUUGGAGGGAAACUGGUCUUUAUCUAGAUAUAUUACCAGACGGUAGCAAUACCGAAUUAUGAACGCCAGGGUGCGACUGAAUAUCAGCAGAG
Molecule: messenger RNA, 2963 nt
Organism: Paecilomyces variotii
Lineage: Eukaryota; Fungi; Ascomycota; Eurotiomycetes; Eurotiales; Thermoascaceae
Product: SAM and PH domain protein
Exons: 3
Coding region: 230-2653 (807 amino acids)
Molecular function (GO): protein binding
Source: RefSeq, a predicted model, not a curated record